GCUCACUGUUUUGUUGAGAAUGACAUGCUUGAAGUGGCUCACUGGCUGGUGGUGGUGGACACAGUUAACAUAGCAGACAACUCUCUGGGGAAACGUUACAGAGCACUGCAGGUGCUCUACCACCCCCGUUUCAACAGAUACAACAAUGACUAUGAUGUGGGCCUACUGCGCACCAUCACUGACAUUAACAUGAAAGGUGGGGUGCGACCGGUCUGUUUGCCCAGUCCAAACGAGUCCUUUCCUCCUGGAGCAUCCUGUUGGAUCACAGGCUGGGGAUUUAUUCAUGAAGGAGGUUUUGUGUCAAAUGAGCUGAGGCAGGCUCAGGUCAAGGUGAUAGCUCAAUCUGCCUGCUCCCACCCGAGUGUCUAUGGCACGUACCUAACUCCUCGGAUGAUUUGUGCUGGCACCAUGAAUGGAGGGGUAGACUCCUGCCAGGGAGACAGUGGUGGACCCCUGGUGUGUGAGACAGCUAGUGGGGACUGGAGGCUGGCAGGGGUUGUGAGUUGGGGUGAAGGCUGUGGACGGCACAAUAAACCAGGCGUCUACAGCAGAAUAACUCAACUUCUCCACUGGGUUGAAAGAUUUAUAGAGCAAGGCAAACCAGAGAACUUGGAGGAGACCACAACAGCCAUGACCGACACCUCUUCAGAACCUGAGACAUAAUAACUGAAAAUAAAGAGGCAGAUCACCUGUAGUUGCUUGUCUGUGUUGUUGGUUAUAAAAUAAACCAAAAUUACUGUAAUAUUAGUAGGCAGUAGUAGGUAUGUAUGCACUACAGCUUGAUGGAUAUAUUGAUUUUUGCUUUUCAGCUUAUUAAGCUUAUAUAUCACUAAUGUACUGUAUAUGUUGGGCAAUAAGUUACAAGAAAUUUUAGUACAGCAAUGCCAAGGAAAUGUUUGAAGUAAUUUAGAGACAGUGCCACUGUUAUAUCGUUUGUCCACCAAAUAGCACUAACAAGUUUAUUUUUUAGCAAUAAAAUAUCCCACCCAAUAUCUUUAUCACAAUUAUUAAAAAG
Molecule: messenger RNA, 1015 nt
Organism: Thunnus maccoyii (southern bluefin tuna)
Lineage: Eukaryota; Metazoa; Chordata; Actinopteri; Scombriformes; Scombridae
Product: transmembrane protease serine 6-like
Exons: 6
Coding region: 25-663 (212 amino acids)
Biological process (GO): proteolysis
Molecular function (GO): serine-type endopeptidase activity
Source: RefSeq, a predicted model, not a curated record